Molecule: messenger RNA, 213 nt
Organism: Acanthoscelides obtectus
Lineage: Eukaryota; Metazoa; Arthropoda; Insecta; Coleoptera; Chrysomelidae
Source: the annotation of a GenBank genome assembly
AUGUCGCACUGGGAAAAAGAGCAAGAGAGGUUACUGAAGCUAUGGGAAGCAGUAGGAGCAGAAGACUCUGAAAAUGAGCAGCUAGAACAAGAAGCAGCAUCUGGAUCGGAAGCAGAAGAAAAUAAUAGUGAAAGGUCUACAAAUUCUGAUACAGAGCAAGAAAUAGGAAGAUAUACUUCACCUGUCCGAGGCUACAACGUGCACAUCAAAUGA